Messenger RNA from Punica granatum (pomegranate), 2204 nucleotides. The record is from RefSeq and is a predicted model, not a curated record. NCBI's taxonomy places the organism in Eukaryota, Viridiplantae, Streptophyta, Magnoliopsida, Myrtales, Lythraceae.
UCUUCAUCAUAUUUCUCCUAACGUCUAACCAGUAGUGCUCUUCCACAACCAUAUACCAUGGACAUGGAAAUGGCCAGGCAGUCGAAAACCGGACUUAUGGGCCGCAUGUGGCUGCGGUUGAACCUAGUGAUAGAGAAUUGUUGGGCCAGAUUGGCUGCGGCGGCUUGGAGUGUUGUCAAAGUUGGGAAGGAAGACCCAAGAAGGGCCAUUCAUUCCUUGAAAGUGGGACUAGCCCUCACUUUGGUCUCCCUGAUUUACUACUACCACCCUUUGUAUACUAACUUUGGGGCCACCGCGAUGUGGGCUGUGAUGACUGUCGUCGUCGUCUUUGAGUUCUCUGUAGGGGCUACUCUUAGCAAAGGGGUGAACAGGGGAUUAGCAACACUCCUAGCUGGUGCCCUGGGUGUCGGGGCGCAUCACUUGGCUUGUCGAUCAGGCAAGACUGGCGAGCCUAUACUCCUCGGGUUCUUCGUCUUCCUACAAGCCACGACAUCGACGUUCAUGAGGUUCUUCCCCAGAAUCAAGGCAAGAUAUGACUACGGGAUGCUGAUAUUCAUACUGACCUUCUCACUCGUGUCCGUGUCUGGUUUUCGGGACGAUGAGAUACUAGAGCUGGCUCAAAGGAGGCUCACUACAAUCUUCAUUGGCGGAGCUGCUUGUGUGAUAGUCUCAAUUUUUGUGUACCCAGUGUGGGCCGGGCAGGAUCUUCAUAAUCUAAUUGCCCUCAACUUAGAGAAACUUGGGAACUUCCUGGAAGGAUUUGGAGAUGAGUUUUUCAAACCACCAAUGGAUAUUGAUGCCGAGACCACAGAAAACAAAUCUCUUCGAGGAUACAAGAGCAUUCUCAGCUCUAAAAGUACCGAAGAGUCCUUGGCAAACUUUGCAAGAUGGGAACCUGGUCAUGGGAGAUUCCGCUUCCGCCACCCCUGGAAACAAUACCUCAAGCUAGGAGCACUAACACGAGAAUACGCAUAUCGAAUCGAAGCUCUCGAUGGCUACCUCAACAGGAAUAUCCAAGUGCCGGCACAAGUUCGGGAACAGAUCGAGGAAAUAUGCCGAGAUUUGAGCUCUGAAGCUGCUGAAGGCCUAAAGGAACUAUCACUUGUGGUUAGGACGAUGACCCGAGGGGCAGAUAAUAUUGGUUCCCGCUUGGAAAAUUGCCGGAAUGCUGUUAAGGACCUCAAGGCUUUGCUGAAGACAAGCCUGUGGAAGGACACGGAUCUUCUUGCAGUAAUCCCAGUCCUCACUGUUUCAUCCCUUCUUAUCGAUGUCGUGAAAUGCACGGAGAAGAUUGCCGAGGCUGUCCACGAGCUCUCAUCCUUGGCAAAAUUCAAAGAAACAGAUGCUUCAGUCUCGCCGGAAAAACCAUUGUCCCACGUUGGAGAUAAAUGUGAAGCAUCAAAGCCCGCUGUCGUCCCCACGGUUGAAAAUCAGUGUCCCCGUGUUGUCUUGACAGUCCAUGAGGUGGUGCCGGAAAACGGGAGGCUUCCAGCUGCUCCAGCCCCAGCACCGACUUCAGCACCGACACCAACGCUGGCACCAUUGAAUAGCUAAACAUAUUACAAACUUAUGGCUAUAUAAUAUUUGUAGUGAUAACAUCACAUCUACGUAUAGUACGUCUGCCAAACGAUGAGAUAGUACCAAAGCUGACAUAUUUUAAAGUGUCGUUAUCUCAAAAAAUCCCAAAGUUUGUAAGAAUUAUUUGUUCUAUCAAUUUUUUGCGAUUUGGCCCGUAAAUUCACGUAGUUUUCUGUUGUUACUCUAUCUACCAAUUCGUCAUUUGAUCCGUCAAAAGCGCUGACGUAGACAGUAACGGUACGAGUGAGAAAGGAGGGCAAAAUGGUGAAUUCAUCCAGGCAGUGUUUGAGCUGAAAGCCACGUAGGCUUCCGUUUGCCACACAUGCAACGUUACUGUCCACGCCAGCGCUUUUGAUGGACCAAAUGACGAAUUGGUAGACGGAGUAAUAACAAAAAAUUACGUUAAUUUACUGUACAAAUCGCAAAAAAAUUGAUAGAACAAAUAAUUCUUACAAACUUUAUGAUUUUUUGGGACGAUAACCCUAUUUUAAACAGUAUAUCGAGUUAAAAUGUCAGGAUUUAUAUAUAACAAUAAGGCGAAUGGUACUAUAGGUAUCGUGACCAAAAGAUUGAUUAAUUUAUCCGGUUCGUGCUCGCUUGUAUCUUUUCUCAAGAAAGAGGUCUUG